AUGCGACAGAAGAGUUCAUCAAAUUCAGCUUUAAUUGUUGGUUUAGUUGCAGCAGUUGGUGGUUUUAUGUAUGGAUAUGAUACAGGAUUAAUAAAUGAUUUAUUAGAAAUGAAAUUUGUUUAUACAAAUUUUCCAAGUAAUGGAAUAGGAUUUUCAACUCAUGAAAGAGCUAUCAUUGUUGCUUCAUUAUCUCUAGGUACAUUAUGCGGAGCUUUAAUUGCACCAUUAAUUUCAGAUAAUUAUGGUAGAAAAUUUUCAAUUAUAAUAAGUGCUGGUAUCAUUUUUAAUAUUGGAAAUAUAUUACAAAUUAGUUCUACUGAAAUAGCUUUACUUUCUGUUGGUAGAUUUGUAUCUGGUAUAGCUGUUGGUAUACUAUCAGCUAUUGUUCCUUUAUAUCAAGCAGAGGCAUCACCCAAAUGGGUAAGAGGUUCUAUUGUUUUUACUUAUCAAUGGGCUAUAACUUGGGGGUUAUUAAUAGCAAGUGCAAUAUGCCAAGGAACUAGAAGAAUGACAAAUUCCGGUUCUUAUAGAAUACCUGUUGGAGUACAGUUUUUAUGGGCUUUAAUUUUAACAACUGGUAUGUUGUUUUUGCCCGAAUCUCCUCGUUAUUAUGUACAAAAAGAUAAUUUACAAAAAGCAUUAGAAGCACUUUGUAAACUACGACGUUUACCAGCUGAUGAUGAUGAUUUGAUUGAAGAAUUAGUUGAAAUAAAAGCUAAUUAUGAUUAUGAAAGAUCCUUUGGUAAAACAACUAUUUUAGAUUGUUUUAGAAGUGGUGGUGGUAGACAUAAACAAGGUUUAAGAAUGUUGACGGGUGUUGGAGUACAAUUUUUUCAACAAUGUUCAGGUGUUAAUUUUAUUUUCUAUUACGGAGUUAAUUUUUUCAGUUCAACUGGGGUUCUGAAUUACUACAUAAUGUCACUAAUUACUUAUGUUGUAAAUGUUGUUUUUACUAUACCUGGUAUAAUUCUAAUUGAUACCGUUGGUAGAAGACCAUUGUUAUUUUGGGGAGGUAUUGGUAUGGCAGUUUCUAACUUCAUAAUUGCAAUUGCUGGUGUAAGUAUUCAACAACAACAUGUGAAUGCUAUUUUAUGUGUUUCAUUUUCAUGUGUAUUUAUAUUAUUUUUUGCAAGUACUUGGGGUGGUUGUACUUGGGCAUUAUGUUCAGAUAUUUACGGUAUAUCUAUUAGACAAAAAGCUGUUUCUUUAACAGCUGCAACAAACUGGUUUGUUAACUUGAUUUUUGCAUAUAUUACUCCAUAUUUGAUUGAUACAGGCUCACAUACCGCAGCUAUUGGAAGUAAAAUAUUUUUCAUAUGGGGUAGUUUGAAUGCAGUAGGGACAAUAUUUGUAUACUUUACGGUAUAUGAAACAAAAGGGUUAAAAUUGGAAGAAGUUGAUUAUAUGUACGCCCAUUGUAAUAAUGCAAGAAUUUCAAAUAAAUUUAAAUCAACUAAAAUACAUUAUGAUCAAUUAGAUGAAAAUUAUAACCCAAUAAGUCCAUUACCCCCAGCAUCAACUACAUCAAAUGAUUUAUCACCAAAUGAAAAAGAUCAUGAGGAAGAAGAUUUAGCAGAUCAUUCUAAUGAUCAAAUGAUGGAAGAAAAUAAAAAUAUAACAAUUGUUCCAUAUAAUAAUAUAAUUUCACCAUCUGUGCUGGGUUCACUGAAUGACUCCAACUUAACAUCAACAGCACCUAAAUUAAGAAAACAAUCAAUAAUAUCUUCCAUUAACUCAUCGAAAUCUACAACUCAUCAAUCACAAGUAUCAAAUGAUUAUCAACUUUACCUAGAAAGUUUACAAAAAGAGUAUUCACAACAUUAUAGCAAUUCAGCAAAUAUGAUCAAAAAAAUUUCAACUAGUCAAAGUAAAAAAUCUCAACUAAAUAAUAGUAAUAGACAAACUAGUAUUACUUCCCAACCACCAAAUUUGGAACUGGCUUUCCCAAUUAAUCAUCAACCACUGAAUCAAGAACAAUUCAAUUCUCACUUUCCAAGUCACAACAUCAUACCUACGAAUAAUGAAUCAACGAAUUUAAAUGAUUUACAAAAUUUACAAACCACAAUUAUUGCAAUUCCUUAUUUCGAUCAACCACCACCUGAUUCAGAUACUAGUUCUGGAGAGGAAGAAGAAACUUAG
Molecule: messenger RNA, 2139 nt
Organism: Lodderomyces jiufengensis
Lineage: Eukaryota; Fungi; Ascomycota; Pichiomycetes; Serinales; Debaryomycetaceae
Gene: HGT4
Product: glucose sensor
Exons: 1
Coding region: 1-2139 (712 amino acids)
Biological process (GO): carbohydrate transport; transmembrane transport
Cellular component (GO): membrane
Molecular function (GO): carbohydrate:proton symporter activity
Source: RefSeq, a predicted model, not a curated record